AUGUAUGGCGCGCCGCCGCCCCCGGACGAGCUGCGGCAGGCGCUGCAGCGCCUCCAGCGCGAGAAGGGCGAGGCGGACGGCAUGCUGCAGCUUUUGAGGUCCAAGCUGCACCAGGUGGAGGAGGACAACUUCGAUCUGCACUCCAGCAUGGCGGCGUUCGAGGCCGAGACGCGCUUCGAGAGCGACAAGAAGGAGCGCGAGCUGCGGGCGCAGAUCACGGCGCUCGAGUCCAAGCUCUCCUUCAUGUCCUCGAAGCUGCAGAACGCCGAGCGCGUCAAGCUGCGCGCCAUUAACGAAGUGGAGGAGCUGCAGCAGAAGCAGCUCGUGGAGAGGAAGCGCCGAGACGCCGAGAGACGGCUCAUGGCCACCAAGCGCCGCAAGCACGAAAGCUUCAUGGCCAGCCAGUCCAUGAUGAGUCAAUCCAUGAUGAUGUCUCAGAGUCAGAGGCAGUCGCAACAGUUCGCCAAGCCACCGCCCGCGCCAGUGGUAGAAACUGCGGUGCAAACAGAGCUCAAGCUUGACGACGAGGGCGGGAAGCAAGGCGGUAACCAGCUCCAAGAGGAGAACGCCCGGCUCGUGUCUUAUUUGUUGACGGGGACUUCGAGGGAUUUACUUACGCUUUUGAACGGAACGGUUGCUGUUAAUGUUGGAGAGGACGCGAACCCCUGUGGCGAUGAGGAUCGGACGCAGCCUCCGCAAGGCUGUCAUAGUGCUACGCCAUCGCAAUAUUUCCAGGGCUCAUCGGGAAAUUCCUUCAACGACUCGAUGAUGCAGCAAUCGCCGGCUGGAGUACCAUUUUCGCAGAGUGUUUUCUCACAAGUUGCAGGACGUGCAUCUGCCCAAGCCCACGCGUCACUUGUGAGUUUUGCUAUGGAGACAAAAGCUGCGCAAACGACGUUGGCAACCGAUCGUGCACGAGAGCUGUAUGAUGUGAUGGGGAGAAUGCUGGCAGGAGACGUAUCCGCUGUCGCGCUUGCACCUGUGUUUGUGAAGUAUCUCGCGGCGCCGACAGACCUCGAAGUGCCUGUGAUCUGCAGUGUUUUGCGCGUUAUGUACUCGGUGAUACACCACAGCACACACUUCCAGCACUUUCUCCUAGUGGCGUCGUCACCUUCCGAUGAAUCAUCAUCGACUUCUGUCGGACUCCAGAGAGGUGCAAACAACAUGGAGCAUUCACGGAUCGCUUUACCGGGGUUGCGCUUCACCUCGCUGGAUGACUAUUUGUCGGCUCGGACGGACUAUGAAUCGGUUGUACACAGCGAUUUACUACAACUCUCAGCUGUAGAAGUUGCUUCGGAGCAGCGCCAGCUUCGUUACAAGUUGAUGACAGGACUCUGCCGUGUUAUCAAGAACAAUCUUAAGGAACCUGCGGUCGUCAAGGAUGGCCUGUGUGUGCUUUGCUUGUGCGUCGACCUCGGACUUACUCAUCGGCCCGCGUUGACGCCAGACUUCAAGCCCUUGCUGACAACUAAUGUAAUCCCAGCUAUAUUGUUGGCACCUAGGGGCCCUCCUGCAGUCAAGGCACAAGCUGUUGGACUACUCUCUCAGCUGCUGCGUGUGCCAGAAGUAUUUGCUGAAAUCGAGACGGAAUCGAAGAAAUCAUUGGUGUUCAACCGAUGCGCCAAGAUGUUGGCAUCCGAAGAAAAUACAACAUUGGAUGAAGCGAAAAAUAUGCGAACGCUUCAACAUCAGAUUGUCAAGCUGCUGCUAUCGAUCACCACGUCGUUCCCAUCGGUAGGGAUCCGAUUCGUGCUGGAGAGCACCCGUGGUUUUCCCAGUGACUCGGACGGGUAUCGCUCCGUUAUUUAUUAUUUGGUGCAGCUACUGCAUCAGGAGACGUUUGAUCUACGGACAUCAAAUUCUGGUGGAGACUAUUGCGUUGCGCGACAAUUGCAAAAUGAUCCGUUUCGGUUGGAUCUCAUCCAAGAUGCGUUUGCUCUGCUUGGGCUUCUAUCGCGCUACGUGGAUAUUCCGAGCGAGCUCAAUGGCGAUGAUCAGGUCCAAACGUUUCUCGCGGUUUUAUGCUUUCUAAGCAACCUUACUCAAGACGAUGGCAGCGGUGUGCGAAACGACUCGAUUGUGGCAACGGCACGCGCCUUAGUUUCCAUGAUGAACUUACCGGGGCAGUGA
Molecule: messenger RNA, 2130 nt
Organism: Phytophthora sojae
Lineage: Eukaryota; Oomycota; Peronosporomycetes; Peronosporales; Peronosporaceae
Exons: 1
Coding region: 1-2130 (709 amino acids)
Source: RefSeq, a predicted model, not a curated record